Messenger RNA from Cladophialophora carrionii CBS 160.54, 879 nucleotides. RefSeq lists its product as uncharacterized. The transcript has a single exon. Lineage: Eukaryota; Fungi; Ascomycota; Eurotiomycetes; Chaetothyriales; Herpotrichiellaceae. The coding region runs from base 1 to 879 and encodes 292 amino acids. The record is from RefSeq and is a predicted model, not a curated record.
AUGCCUUACUUUCAACCUAAACUGACUCUCCCUUCUUCGCUCCCCUUCCGCGACAAGACUGUCCUCAUCACCGGCACGUCCGCUGGGCUCGGUCUUGCCGCGACAAAGCACCUCCUUCUACAUGGCGCCAAGGAGAUCAUCGCUGGCGUCCGUUCCGUUGCGAAAGCGAAUGCUGUCAAUGCUGACAUCCUCUCCGACCGCGAGCUCAAAAGAGUCAACCCAAAUGGAAAGAUCACAGUCUUGCGUCUAGACGCUGAGGACUACUCGAGCGUGCUCCAUUUCGUGAGAGAGGUGAAGACGCGAUGGGACGGCAAUUUGGACAUGGUCUUGUUGAACGCAGGUACGGGGAGUCUGAAGUGGGAGGUCGCAGAGAAGACGGGCCACGAAAAGACCAUCCAAGUCAACGUGCUCUCUCCUGCAUUGUUGGCCCUGGAGCUGCUCCCCGUGCUGGAGAAGACGGCGUCACGCACGGGUGUACCCUCGCGGUUGACCUGGGUGGGAAGUUUCGUGCAGUACGACCAUAGUCUCGAGAAGAAACCUGUCAGGGCAGGCGAGGGGGUUGUUGCGCAUUUCGACGAUAAGAGCCAGUUCGUCGCUAUGGCGCGCUAUCCUGACUCGAAACUGUUGGGGACUCUGAUUGUGGAGGCACUGGCAAAGUAUGUGGAUCCGGAGAAGGUCAUUGUCAACGACGUGUCGCCUGGAAUGGUCAAGACUGGGUUUGGCGAUUAUCCUGUUUGGUUGAGAGUUGUGUUCGCCGGGAUAUUUGCAUUCAAGGGCCGGGACGUCGAUGAAGGGGUCAAGACGUACCUUUAUGCUUUGGGAGUUGCUGGGAAGGAGUCGCAUGGCUUGUAUUUGAGUGACAACACGGUUGCUCGGUAA